Phialemonium atrogriseum is the source of this 683-nucleotide messenger RNA. RefSeq lists its product as uncharacterized. NCBI's taxonomy places the organism in Eukaryota, Fungi, Ascomycota, Sordariomycetes, Cephalothecales, Cephalothecaceae. Bases 104 to 628 code for a protein of 174 amino acids. The transcript is spliced from 3 exons. The record is from RefSeq and is a predicted model, not a curated record.
AGUCUUGAGCGAGCCGCCUCCUGUCUCUCUCUGUCGCCAUCGCAUUCCUCCUUGAUCACCAUUCCAGCAGUUAUCAUCUACCGCACCCACCACAUCGCCAACGAUGGAGAGCAUCCAGCUCGCGCAGAUGCUGGCAGAUCUUAGUGAUCUUAAUGCUGCGCAAGAGGCCGAGGCAGCACUUGCCCUUGUGAAUGCGAACAAGGCACUACCUCCCCCUCACGAUGCAUCCAAGCCUCUAGAGCAAGAUCAACUGCACCACCAACGUCCUGCGUCGGCUUCGGCAAUCAUCUCGUGGACAUCAUCCUCUGCAAAGUUUGAUAAAUUCGGUCGGCGCAUACUCACUCCCCCGAUGACACGAUCUAACUCCUCUAUGGGUCCUAUCUCGGGGACGUCGACCCCGCGCGGAGAAUCUCAGGCCGAGGACGACGUCGCCCGGGCUACUUCGCUGAUGCAGCUAUACGAGAUUCGAGCCCAGCUGAGGCAGCAAGACACCACGGGUCUCAACAGGGCUCGCGAGCGCAUCAAUGCCAUCCAAGCUAGGCAGCACCAACAAAUGGCACAUACCCCUGAAAAGAGGGAAACCUCCGAAAGUUCCCAAACACGCUUCACCUACCCGAAGGCGCCCUAAAUGGUCUUCACCACUAUUCAUUCCAUCCUACCAGCGGUCCUACUCCUUAUUGUUG